Triticum aestivum (bread wheat) is the source of this 1100-nucleotide messenger RNA. RefSeq names its product guanine nucleotide-binding protein subunit gamma 2. The transcript has 4 exons. Lineage: Eukaryota; Viridiplantae; Streptophyta; Magnoliopsida; Poales; Poaceae. The record is from RefSeq and is a predicted model, not a curated record. The coding region runs from base 313 to 750 and encodes 145 amino acids. Gene Ontology annotation, biological process: G protein-coupled receptor signaling pathway.
CUUCGUUUUUACUCCGUCGUCGUCUUCCCCUCAUUCUCUCUUAUCCCCACCGCCGUUCUCCUCCCGCUUUGUCGCCUCCCGCCUCCCCCGUCCCCGACGACGACUACCUGAGCGGAGGGGAGGGAGAAGCACCAUCUCCCGAAGCCCAUGGCGUCCCGACGCGUUCGCCUCGUCUGAUCGACCGCUCCCUCCUAUUCCCUCUUACUCGGCACAAACGCGCACGCGGAGGUGGGUAGGUGGGCCGCGGGGCUGGCGGAGGCGGAGUCGGAGGCAGAUCUGUAGGGCGGGAAAGGGAAGCGAGGGCGGGCCGGGAUGAGGGGGGAGGCCAACGGAGGGGACCGGCGGCCGCGGGACGAGGAGGGGGAGGAGGAGGAGGAGCCGCCGCAGCAGCAGGAGGAGGAGAGGGCGGCGAGGCCGUCUUCUGAGCAGCAGCAGCCCGUUGCUGCGGAGGCGGCGGCGACGACGACGACGAGGAGCGUGGGGUACGUGGGGAAGCACCGCCUCUCCGCCGCCAUCCAGCGCCUCGACCAGGAGCUCCAGUCACUCCAGGAUGAAUUGAAUGAGCUUGAAACCAUGGAACCUGCAUCUGCGGCAUGCCGGGAGGUGAUCACAAGUACUGAAGGAAAACCUGACCCGCUUCUUCCAAUCACAAGUAGCCCGGAGAACUCUUCAUGGGACAGGUGGUUCCAGCGCGUGCGAAGCUCUCGCAGCAACAAAUGGUGGCAAUCCAAGGGCUCUGAUUUUGCCUAGCUUUUGCUGAAGCUGAGACAAGCUGUGUGCAGAUUGAAUCGCCCCCGAUCCGUAUGGUCCAUCGAUGGAUGGCUUGGCAACAGAAUACAACCCAGUUUUCCUGAGAAUUGUUGUGUAUGUAAUCCCUAACAAAAACAUGAAUGUAUCCUCAUUAGUUCUGAUUGCUGUUCAGAAAAUAGUCCUGUAAUUCAUCUCCCUCAGGUGCUGGCUAGCUAUGCUCGAUUCUUGUGGUCUUGGAGCAAAAUGGUCCUGUACUUUGGGCAAGUCUGUUGACCUUUGAGCAAAAUUUCUCCUGUGCAUCUAAUUUUGUCGAAAUUUGCUGAAGCACCACAUUUCGUGCUAUUUGGCUA